GUACAGGAGCUUUGAGCUUAACAAUUUUCACUAUGAAUUCUUCCAUGCAUGAGCUCUCUGUGCCUGUAUCUGUUUAUCUCAUUCUUCUUAUUGUUCUUUCUCCUACUGCAUCUGGAAGGAAUGUUCAUCUGCAAUCUGAUAUCCAUAAAUCAAGUUUGCCGAAUCUGAACAAAGGGUUGAAGUCCUCUGCAAUAGUCGACAAGGACACCAUUUCCAAGGAAUUUAUAUCUGCAAAUCAGGACGCAACUACCCAGACCCGUGAAAAGCAUGCAAACAAGGACAGGAUGGUAGAACAAACUAUGGAGAUUGCAGGGUCCAGCUUGCCAGAUUGUUCACAUGCUUGUGGUUCAUGUAAGCCUUGCAGAAGAGUGACAGUGAGCUUAAUGUGCUCCGUGUCAACAGAGGAGUCAGAAUCGUGUCCUAUGGCUUAUAGAUGUAUGUGCAAGGGAAAAUCAUUUCCAAUUCCAUAGGUUUUAGGGGAAACUGGGGCACAGAAAACCAGUCACUUCCUGUAUUGUAUUAUAGAAAGCUAUUAUUUUUGCUAGUUAUAUGCAUUAGACUGGCAUAGCGUAUAUAAAAGUGUGUUGUGUAACACGAGCUUGCAUGUAUAGUCAAUGGAGAUUCAUUGUAACUUAUA
Cryptomeria japonica (Japanese cedar) is the source of this 637-nucleotide messenger RNA. RefSeq lists its product as uncharacterized. Lineage: Eukaryota; Viridiplantae; Streptophyta; Pinopsida; Cupressales; Cupressaceae. The record is from RefSeq and is a predicted model, not a curated record. The transcript has 3 exons. Gene Ontology annotation, biological process: stomatal complex development; guard cell differentiation. Bases 33 to 470 code for a protein of 145 amino acids.